AUGAAAUCAAUUCAAAUUGUUCCAAAUGAAAUUGAUUUAGGUGUUAAUUCUAUUGGUGAAAAGAUUAAAUGUAAAUUAACAAUUAAUAAUGAAUCUAAAAGUGAAGAAGCAGGAUUUGUAAUUUUAGAUUCAACAAAACAAGAAUCUUAUCAAGUUCAAUUUAAUAUUAAGAAUGGUACUAUUGCACCAUGUAAACAUGAAAUUAUUGAAUUAACAUGCGAAUAUUUCUUACCUGGAAUUCAAACAUUUUCAGUUCAAAUUCAAGAUUUAAAAACUAAAAUAAUUCACAAAUGUUUAAUCAAAUGUAGAGUUAUAGUUGAUUCACCUAUUCAUAUUGAAAAUAUUAAUCAAGAUCGAAUUUUAAAUUUUGGAUUUUGUUAUAUUCAUCCUUUAUCAUCUUUAUCAACAACAACUACAACAUCUAAUUUAUCAGAAUUAUCACCAACAUCAACAACAACAACAUCAACAACAAUAUUGGAUAAUUUAUCAAAAGUUUCAAAUUUUAAAAUUACAAAUACAAAAGAUUAUUCAUUGAAUUUGAAAUUAAUUUCCAAUUCUAAAAAACAAAUUUUAAUUUAUUCAGAUGAAAAUUUACAAAAUUUAUUAACAGAAAAAUCAAUCAUUAAAAUAGAACCUCAACAAACUAUUACUAUUCAUGUUGGAUUAAAACCACAUUUAAAUUCUAAUUUAGCAAAGAAGGGUAAAUGUAUUUCAUUUUCAAGUAGUAUUGUUUUAAAUGUUUUAAAUGAAGAAAAACAAAUAUUUUCUCAAGUCAUUCAAAUUAGAGCAUUUGUUGGUAAAAGUAUUUUAAAUAUUGAUAAUCAAUUUAUUGAUUUUGGUUGGUCAAGUAAUUUAAAAACAUUUAAUUCACAAUUUACUUUAUCAAAUGGAAAUCAAUUCUUACCUUUAGAAUAUGAAAUUAUUUCAUCUUCACCAAAUGAAUUAUAUUUAAAUAAUGAUUCAGAGAGAGUUGGUAAUUUAAUUGGAUGUAAAAUUAAUUCUUCCAAUAAUAAUAAUAAUAGUAAUAAUAAUACUCCUAUUAAUAGUCCUAUUCCAACAAGUAAUAAUACUAAUAACAUAUCAUCUACUAAUACAUUAUCUACUACUACUACAAAUAAUACAUCAUCUAAUGAAGAUGAUGAAAAUAACAAGAAGGUAUUAAAAUUUACAUUCAAUCCAUUAACAAGUGGACUUCAUGAUCAUUAUUUUACAAUUAUAAACAAAUCAUCUUCAUAUAAUAAUAGUGAAGUGAGUAAAAUAGCGAUACGUGCAUUUGUUGAUGAUCGUAAAUCAUUACGUAAUAAUUUACAAGCUGAUAGUUCAGGAGUUGAUGCUUUGGUAUUUUCAAAUGUUUAUGUUAUUAAAGAACAAGAUGAAAAUGAUCAAAUUGUAAAAAUAACAGGAAUUCCACAUCAACAUUUACAAAAAUUAGCAAAUCAACUUGUUGAAGAAUAUGAUUAUUUACAAGAUUCAGAUGAAGAAUUAAGAAAUGAAAUUAGAAAUUCAACAAUAUUAGGUGUACAAGAAUUUCAAUUAUCAAACAUUUCUAAAAAUGAUAUGAUUUUAAUACCUAAUAGUGAUAUUGAUAUGAUUGUAUUUGUUAAAAAACAAAAAUCUAAACAAUUAUCAUCUUUAAAUUCAAUUGAAAAAUUAGAAAGAAUUAAACAAUUUAAUUCAUUUACACAAUAUCCAAAUAAGGGUAAACCAUUCAUUUUACCUGCAGGUGAACAAUUAACACUUGUAACAAUGUUAUCAGGUCUACCUUUAACAAUGAAUGAUAAUGAAACUGAAAAUUUAUUGAAAAAGAAUUAUGUUGAACUUCAAAGAUCUUUAAUUUUAUCAGAUGAUGAACAACGAGCAUUAAAAUUAAUUAAUGUUCAUAUUCAAAUGGGUAUUUCUGAAGUUUCAUUAAGAUCAAAUACAAUUAAUUUAGGUAAAAUUGGUUAUAUUGAUAAAUGGUCUGAUAGAAAAUUUCAAAUAGUUUUAAAUAAUGAUCAUUCAGAUGUUUUAUCAAAAGUUAAAUUAAUUUCAAAACCAAAAGGAAUUGAAUUUGUUUCAAAUUAUUCUUCAAUGAGUCCAAUCACACCAACAUCAUCUGGUGGUGGUGGUUCUACUACUUCAACAACAACUAUGAAUUUAUUACAACACUUUGAUCAAUCAUCACCAACAUUAUCUACUAAUAGUCCUGGUAAUAGUAGUAAUAGUAGUAAUAAUAGUAAUGAAAUGAGUAGUAGAACAAAAUGGACCAUUCCACCUAAAGGACAAAAAACUAUUAUUUGUAUUUUAAAAACAAGUGAAUUUAAAGAUUUUAAUAAUUUUUCUAAUAAUAAUAUUCUAAUAAUUUAUUAG
Messenger RNA from Naegleria gruberi, 2349 nucleotides. RefSeq lists its product as uncharacterized. The coding region runs from base 1 to 2349 and encodes 782 amino acids. The transcript has a single exon. The record is from RefSeq and is a predicted model, not a curated record. NCBI's taxonomy places the organism in Eukaryota, Heterolobosea, Eutetramitea, Acrasida, Naegleriidae.